AACGCUCGCUAUACCGGCUGCAGGAUACUGAUUUUAUUCAAAGGUCUACAUGCACCUGGAAGGUUUCAACGCUGACGGUUCGUUAAAGUGGCAAUAUGAUGUCUCACCAAGCCGCAGUUAUUAUGAUCAUGUCCUCGUUUUGCCAUGGUGCCAUGGUAUCAGGUUGUACCAGCUCACCUGGGAUGCCUAAGGUUCUGGGAUUGAUCGAGCGCGCCAGAGAAGUCAUGAACAGGACCUUCCGUAAUGACGCCCACUUGGGUACAAUUUACUUUACAAGGAACUUCACAAGCAACGUCACCGAUAAAGGGAAACCUUACACAGUAGCCUUCUACUCCAAUGUUUUGCAAGGGCUGAACUUUCUCGUACCUGUCCAAGUCGAAUAUCAGAGGAACAAGACUCGGCACGUUGUGUUGACGCUGUACACAGACGAACUGGCCUUGCACUCUGCAGUGGUGCUGGAAGGGAGUGUCUCAAACUCUACGCCCAUUCGCAUCUUAGCUUACGGAACCUUGAGCCUCACCUUCAGCUUCGACGUUGAGAAGAACAGACGAACGGCGACCAACAUUCGGUUGCAUCAGCUUAACAUCACAUACAACAGAACUAGUGACAACCGACGCACAUCAAGGGACAAAGAAGAACGCCUCGACCUUAGAAGUGCUCCCUUCAAGGAAGCCGUGAGAAGAGUAUUCGAGCAACAGUUGCUACGCGAUGAAAUCUAUGAAACCCUAAAGGAGAAGAUAAGUAAGGUGGACUUCAACGCCCCUUAAUAUUCUGUAGCAGCACUUGAUAUAACGUAUUUUAUGAUCUA
This is a messenger RNA of Ornithodoros turicata, 808 nucleotides long. RefSeq lists its product as uncharacterized. The coding region runs from base 96 to 767 and encodes 223 amino acids. The record is from RefSeq and is a predicted model, not a curated record. Lineage: Eukaryota; Metazoa; Arthropoda; Arachnida; Ixodida; Argasidae. The transcript has 3 exons.